Messenger RNA from Syngnathoides biaculeatus (alligator pipefish), 3343 nucleotides. RefSeq names its product scaffold protein involved in DNA repair (gene spidr). The transcript is spliced from 20 exons. Gene Ontology annotation, cellular component: nucleoplasm; nuclear chromosome. The coding region runs from base 401 to 3082 and encodes 893 amino acids. Gene Ontology annotation, biological process: double-strand break repair via homologous recombination; regulation of establishment of protein localization to chromosome. Lineage: Eukaryota; Metazoa; Chordata; Actinopteri; Syngnathiformes; Syngnathidae. The record is from RefSeq and is a predicted model, not a curated record.
GUUAGGUUAGUGAUCCUUCAUCUCGUGGUUGCCAAACAGUCGGCCCACCUGGAAGUGAAAUAGAUCGCAAGUUGAGCCCAUUCACGAAUUUGUUAGUUUUUUUUUUAAUACUGUAGAUGUAUUUUAAAAAAAGUAAUACAAGAGACAGCAACCAUAGUGCAAAUUAUAGAUUUUUUUAUUCUUGCUAACAGAGUCGGAGCAUACCGGUGAUUAAAAGAAACGCACCGUAACUAACCAGAGUUAGCGCAUCGUCUAAUGUAGUUCCGUUUUCUACCAUUCAGUUUGAGUCCCAAACAAAGCGUCAGGAAGGGUUUUAAUUUGACAUUCUCAGUUCGGGUUAUGUUGGGUCAAAAUCUGUACAAAGUAGUCCCCGGCCCGAGCGGUACUUUAUUUACAAAGCAUGUCUUCGAGAAAGCGUAAAAAGUGGUCAAGGGAUUUAAAGUGUGUCUCCUUCCCGGAUGAUAUUGAAUCCGGCGUGAGAGGAGUGCGAAAACAAUCUGCACUUUCGUCAUCGUCUUCAACCAGGAGCUGGGAAAAAUGCGGUGAGAGUUUUGUGGACUGUCCGCCCAUAAAGGAUGUGAAGAUUUAUGGACGAAAACCGUCUGUAGUAAGAAAGUUGGUGCAUUCACCAGUUUCAGGCCACCGCAAUGAGGAUCAGGUGGACAUUGUGUGGACCUCCUCCAGCGACAGUGGACAGUCAGAUAAGGAUGAGGACCCCCAACAGGGACGUCCCCGGCCUCGGGUCGCAAGGACACCCCCGGCCACCUCUCUGUCGCUCCCCAAAACACCCCAAAUGCUCAGCAUCGAUGAAGACGACCUGGCUGUCAUAGAAACAGAUGAGUCCGAGCAGGAUGGAGAACAAGACAGCGGCCAGCAAAUCUCCGACUACGAGUCGCCGUCCCUCGAUGAAGAAAACGAAGAGCUCCCAGCUAAGCCGCCGGACUUGGAAAUCUCAGGGUACGCUUCCGACGGUGAGACAGACGUCGACGGACUGAACACCAGCAGGCGAGACGCCGAGAGCCUUCAAGCCGGCAGCGGCGAGGGCGACAAAAGGUCUGUCAGCUACUGGGUCCGAUAUGCCCGCGCCAUGCUACGGACCCCGCAGAAGCCAUUCGGUCGGGAGCCCAAGACCCCUGAAGACUCGGCCAAAAAGAAAAGGAAGUUUCAAAGCGGCGGUCUUGCGGAGAGGCUGAAUCGACUUCACAACAGGCAGAGGUCAGCUGUGAGCUUCUGGAGGCACUGCUCCACCUCAGACGACUGGACAGAAACUGAAGCGGACAGGCCUGGCGUGCUGGUGCUGGAGGUGCUGGAGGUUCAGGAGGAGUGCGGCGCACAACUGGUGCGCUGCCUGCACCGCCCGUCGCCUGGUCCCGCCGACCCCCUCCCCGAAGAAAGCGCCCGUGUGAUGGUGCUGCUCUCCAGGGAGACUGCAGCCAAGCUCAGCCCGGCGCCCGCGGACAUCAUCCGCAUAUUUCCACCAUGGCAAAGGCUCCCCAUGGAGAGUUUGGGCUGCGAUAUUAUUCUGAACACACACUUCAGCCGGAAAAUCAGCCCCGCAUCCGAAGCGGCCCGUGCGCUGUUCACAGCAAAACGGCUCACGCCGUAUCCUCUGUGUCGGACGUUUGGAACGCUGGACCUUCGCAGGGAUGCUGAGGAAAGUGAUACUGAACAGUUAGCUGCCUGCGAUGCUUCUAUUAGGAGUGUAGCGAGCUCUGCUGUUCUGGCAAGGCAAUGUCAUUCUCUCCUGGAAGUUAUUGAGGGCCUGAGCCAGGCUGGUUCAGUGGGCCAGGACAUGGUGGUGGUUGUCCAGAGGGUCUACACCAUCCCUGCCCCUGCUACAUCCAUCGCUAAUGGCAGACUGCCUCCCAUGUCUUCCGACACUCGUCCUCCAGAGCAAGACAAACGCAGGCUUUGUGUGCUAGUCCAGGACAGUUUUGGGAUGUUCAGCGUGUUGCAGCUGCACCUGCUGGCCCAUCAGGAUGACUUUCGUCAGUACCGCCGGGCGUGGCGCGGGUUGAGCUGCGUGCUCCGAGGCGUCAAGGUGGUGCAGCGUCUCAGCCGGGAAAGGCGCUCCAGUCUUUUCAGCCUGAUAGACACACUGUGGCCCCCACCGAAGCCCCCCCUUGAGUGCCAUGGGAACACACCAAGCAUGCCCAGUAACCGUCCUCCGAGCUUCUGCUAUCUGCUGUCUGGUCAGGAGAGCUCCAUUGAACCCGUGCAAGAAGGUCCGAGUGUUUCCCCGCUGUACCUCGCACCCAAAGAGCAAACGUUGCGAGAGGUACUGCAGAGUGACCACAAAACAUAUUGCUGUAGUUUCAUUGCCACAGUUAUUUACAAGAGCAUACAGAGGAGGGAUGUAGGUCAAGGCGAGGUUUGGCUGGCGCUGACAGACCGGAGCCUGCAGGACGGCUCGCCCGACCGGCCCUGCAGGCGAACGGUGGCACUGCAUGUGAAUGCCUCCUGCGUGCUCACUUCCUGCGUCCGAAAAGUCCUGAAUGACCCCGCUAUGUGCCACUUGUCAUUCACAGAUGCCAUCAAAGAAAACGGCGUCCUGUUGUGCGUGGAACAUUCCAUCGUCGAAGUCGCGGACUCCGCGGCCUCUGGCUCGACGCACCAGCCCCCGGCCCGACCUGUGAGACUGGAUCCGCUCGACGAGGAGGUCACACCCAACUCGCUGUGCACUCUCACAGGUGUGAUCGUCGGCGUGGACGAGAGCACGUCUUACUCUUGGCCCGUGUGCAGCCACUGUGGAAGCCACAAAUUACAACUUCUACCUCCGUCGGGUUUGAGUUUCAACUGCCUCUCGUGCAAGUCAUCGGUGUCCAAGCCCGUCACCAAAAUGCAAAUGGAAGUCUUCCUGAGCUCUGCUUCUUCAGGGCAAAAUUACACACUAAAGGUUAAGCUGCAGCAAAGUACGAUCAUGUCCCUUCUUGACACGGACGUGCUGGAGCGUACAACGGCGCGUCCAGAGAUUGAGGUGAACAGCGUGCUGGGGAAAGAAGUGGGGCCCCUCCAACUUUACGUCCGUGCGGUCACCAGGAGACCCUCGCUGUGGAUCAGCCUAGAAGAAAUCUGCCUGUGAGGUUUUUUUUUUUUUUUUUAGGAUUUAGUUCCCCCCGCCCCCCCCCUUUGAAGGCCUCUCGGUGACUGCACGAGGCGAGCGCACUACAGCAGGAAGACGAGGAAGUGGCGUUUGUGUCGGUUGACAGGCCCAGCGCGGACCAAUGGCGGACGCACUGUCAAAGCCGCCCACGUGCGCGAUCCAGCGCCUUUUUCCGUUGCGUUUCACUCGUUUAUGUAAAAUGAAAUGUUUUGGGAAAUAAAGUUGUGUUACUACCACGCA